UAGCUAGACUGCAUGUCUGUAAUACUAACUAGCCAGAUUGUGGUUUUUAUUAGUGCAUGUAGCUUGCGAGCUUGUCCAUAAGAUCCCUACCUAUGGUGCAACAAGCGAUAGCUAAGCGAGUUUGUUCGCCGGGUCAUUUGAGCUAUUCGGCUAAUGCUGCUCUAGUUGCUUCAGCAGGUUACAGCGUUACCCUCCCAGCCCCCGCCAGGAUGUUCCCAGCCCUGGCCCAAAGACCAUGGCAUGUCUUCUGCAGGGUUUACCUCCAACAGAGGGUCCCCUUCUCGCAGAGAGCGCCCAGAGUAGGCCGACCGUGUCAGGGGUGGCAGAGUGCGGGUGGGGCUCACGGUCUUUGGUUCAGCCUCCCCGACAGCCGAGUGGCAGCUCUAGCCGCGGGUCAGAACCAGUACUACUCCACCUCCGGGAGCAACAAAGACGACUCCUCCACGCCCGGGCCUGACAGUCGGCCCUCGGCAGACAAAGCCCAGGCAGCCCAGCCUUCCACCGAAGUCUUGGCUGGAGAUAGAUCUGCACAAGGUUCCACAGUCCCAGGCCCAACCAAAGCCGAGACUAUCCAAGUGAAAGUGAGGGCGGUCCUUAAGAAGAGGGACUAUGGAUCCAAGUACACCCAGAACAACUUCAUCACAGCGGUUAGGGCCAUGAACGAGUUCUGCCUCAAACCCAGUGACCUGGAACGGCUGCGGAAGAUCCGCCGGCGCAGUCCGCACGACGACACCGAGGCGUUCACUGUCUUCCUGCGCUCAGAUGUGGAGGCCAAGGCCCUGGAGGUAUGGGGCAGCCUAGAGGCACUCGCCCGGGAGAGGAACCUGAGGAAGGAGGUUGAGAGGGAGUACAAAGAAAAUUUAUUUAGGAACCAGCAGCUGUUGAAGGAAUACAAAGAUUUCUGGGGCAACACAAAGCCUCGAUCGGGCAAGAGGACCACGUUUUUGCAAGGCCCAGGGAAGGUGGUGAUGGUCGCAAUAUGCAUCAAUGGGCUGAAUUUCUUCUUCAAGCUCCUAGCUUGGGUGUACACUGGGUCAGCCAGCAUGUUCUCUGAGGCCGUCCACUCACUGGCCGAUACCUGUAACCAGGCCCUGUUGGCUUUGGGCAUCAGCCAGUCUGUGAAGAACCCUGACGCCGUCCACCCGUACGGCUUCUCCAAUAUGCGCUACAUCGCCUCUCUCAUCAGCGGGGUCGGCAUCUUCAUGAUGGGGGCGGGGCUCUCCUGGUACCACGGCAUCAUGGGACUCCUGCACCCACAGCCAAUUGAGUCCUUGCUAUGGGCCUACUGCAUUCUGGCGGGCUCUCUGGUCUCCGAAGGAGCUACACUACUGGUGGCGAUCAAUGAGAUUAAGAAGAGCGCGCAUCUCCAAGGCCUGUCCUUCUAUGAAUACGUGAUGCAGAGUCGUGACCCCAGCACUAAUGUGGUCCUGUUGGAAGACGCUGCUGCCGUGCUGGGAGUUGCCCUCGCCGCUGGCUGCAUGGGCCUCACCUCCCUCACAGGUAACCCGUACUAUGACAGUGUGGGCUCUCUGGGUGUGGGCACUCUCCUGGGCACGGUGUCAGCGUUCCUCAUCUACACCAACACCGAGGCUCUGCUGGGCCGCUCCAUCCAGGCCGAGCAUGUGCAGAAGCUCACAGAGUUCCUGGAGAACGACCCUGCUGUCAGAGCAAUCCAUGAUGUGAAAGCCACAGACAUGGGCUUGAGCAAAGUGCGCUUCAAGGCGGAGGUGGACUUUGAUGGGAGGGUGGUGACGCGGUCCUACCUGGAGAAGCAGGACAUCGAGCAGAUCCUCAAUGACAUCCAGCAGGUGAAGACCCCAGAGGAGCUGGAGAACUUCAUGCUGAAGCAUGGAGAGAACAUCAUUGACACACUGGGAGCAGAGGUGGACCGGCUGGAAAAGGAGCUCAAGCAACGAAACCCAGAGGUGCGGCAUGUGGACCUGGAGAUCCUGUGAUGACAAUGGGGGAGGUGGGACGUGUCCGGAAGCCACUAGAAGGGGAGGGGCCAAGCCCAGAAAACGCCCCCAGAUCUUCACUACCUUCUCCAAACAGCUCAUCCUAAGAGUCUUACUUUGCAAAAGUCCCACAUGUUACACCUCCUCUCCAGGUCCCCCAGCCCCACCCCAAUCCCCCGGCCCUGCUAUGCCCUGGGACGCGUUUUUGGCAACCUAACCACACCAUGACCACAGUUAUUUGGGGUUUGACUGGAAAGCAUCCCACCAACCAUAGUGCCGGGGGGACACGUUUCAGUACUGUUAUGACUUUCCAAAUUCAUUGCAAAUUAGUCACCUUUGUGGUCUUAAAUUUCACAAGGAUUUCCCGAUCCGCAGUCAGAAAGGUUGUUGCCAGUUGCCAGUCACCUCAAGCGGUGAACCGUUAAUGGACCACAGCUCAGCGGUGAACUGCAGGUCACCACAGACAGGUCUCCAGAAGCAGCCAGCCGCAGCAGGUCGUGUUGUGAUUGGAGAGGUGAAAACGUGUCCCCUUCAUAGAUCAAGCUCAAAGAUGCAGGUCUGAGCUAAAGUAGUGACUAAUGUAUUGUUUCCAGUUGCAUGUCCAACCAUAGAGCCAAACAGUGCUGACGCCCGCCACCCUCUCAUCAUGCAGUGUACAUACAUGCAACACCAUCGACAAAGAAGUAUGCAGGCGACUUGUGAAGAUUGCCCUUGCUUUCUGAAAGCAAAUGUCCAAUGGGUGAAGGAAGCGGUCUUUCUCCAUCACGUUGUGACUGGUGUAGAAAACCUCACCCCCCAGUCAUUCAAAAUACACAAAUGUAUGACCAUAUUAAUUAGCAUUAAUAGAAAUUGCAAGAAGAAAUACAAUCAUGCAUAGUAUGUAUUGGCAGUGGAAGGAAGUUGUGUUUCAGAGUCGGUCAAUUUCAGAGUUUAUUAUGAUUUAGACAUAGCGAGUGGAUUGACUGAAACCUGUGUAGCUCUUAAGGAAAACAUGAAGCACAACCAUAAUGUCGAAAUACAUGACCACCAGUCAUUUCGUAGUUUCAGUGUGAAUUUGUCCUCGAAAUCAGAAGUUCCAAGCUCAAGCUCAAGCCUUAGCUCAAUGUAUAUUCAGUUGAGCUGUAUUCUAACCGUAUAACCCCUACAAAUUCACUGAUGUUUUAUUUGCCUUCCCCCCAUGAGAGUGCAACUGACUUGGAUCAACAGAAGGAUACAUGCAAACACAAAAACAUUUUCUUUCCCAUGAAGAUGUACAUUAAAUACAUAUAAAUAUAUAUAUAUAAUUCUAAUGAUUUCCAGUGCAUAUUUCUUUUAUAAGACUCAAUGGAAGGUUAUGACAUUUGCUGCUGUCGUGUGUGCUCUGACGUCUCCCCUGGUAGCGGUUCAAUCUAAACGUUGCUGCGACGUGGCGUAAACGUGAUUGUCGUGUGACAGCUAGCCCUCUGCUACAUGUUCGGGAUCGUGCGCUGUGACCCAAAGAGACUCCUGAUAGACGGAGCCUGCCCGGUGUGCGCGACCGGUUCGUCAUUCUGCUACCCGCCCCUGCGGCAGCUUGCGCGCUGCAUUACAAAAACUAAAGUACAAGACGUCUGAUUUGGUUGUGUUCCCUUAUGAAACAGUAAUACAUGUUAAAAUGUCGAAUUCCAAGUGUAGGAAAUGUUUCCAACAUAUGUGAAAGGCGUACUACGUAUAUUGUAAACAAUUACGUGUAAUUUUAUGUUAACAUUUUAGAAUAUAUCGUAAAAUGACCUACUAUAAAAUAUUGUAGAAUCUAUGCAUGAAAUUGGAUAUAUGAAAGCAACUGUAUUUGUGUAUGUACUUUGAACAUACAUACAUAAACACUGCACUAUGUGGGAAAGUGUCUAAAUUGGCAUAUAAAGCGAAUCUUGAAAGGAUCACGCAAGCUUGAUGAUGUUUGCAAACGCGUACCGGAAAAAGGGUGGGGCUUGAGUUUUCUUUAAAACAAAAAAAUACCUCCUUUAUUUUCUUUGUUUUAACGCCCUGAGAACAAGGCAAAGAAUGACAGGUCCGCCUGAAGUCAAAGGAGCGCCUUUUACGAGUGGGCGUUUGCAAAGAUCAUCGAGCAAGAGCCCCUGUGAAGACCACUUUAGGAUGGUCACUGGCCUUUAUUGUAAACUGAUCGUUUUCUGAUGCAAGCAGCACCUCCAGUAAGGACAAACAUGCUGUUUUUGUUUCGGUCCUUAAAUUUUGGAUUUUACCCUGUUGUGAAGGACACUACUAUUUUGUAAGGGUUACCUCAAACAGGACCUCAAACAGGUGGUCCUGAAUGCAGACUCGGGGGCAGAGCGGUCUGGUUUGUUUCUCAUUUUUAGAACCGUUGGUGUAUCAGGUCCAGGACCUCAUGCCCUCAGUCCCAGAUUUCCGUCACUGACACAGAAAAUAGAAUGUCCUGACAAUCCAAAAGGGUUCAAAAGGUGUGUCUACCUGCAUGCUUAUCUUUCACCUUGUUGCUCCAUCUGGGUACAAGAUACACAGAUUGUUAUGGGCAUAAUACCAUGGCACAGUCAGACUGCUGUGAAGGACGGGUUUUCAUCUGCGCUUAUUAAUUCUGUGUCAUGCUAACUCUGCUGUCUGAGAGUGAAGUGACAACGGAGGUCAUCUGCUGUAUAGGAAUUCAUCUGCGAGACCAGCCCUCAGCUAAAGACUACCUGCACAUCGGCGGAACCUGGAGUGCUUGUGCGUUUGGGGGUGGGGAAGGGGGGAUAUUUUUUUUAAAAGAGGAUCUUUGAUCAUGUACUGUAUGACUGCCCUUUUGCUUGGAGCGAUGGAACUUGUGCUGAAUGAGGUGUUCAAAUAAAUUGUGAUUAAUUUAUUAAAAUUUUUUUUUUUUUGCUUUUUCCCUUUCACAGACUUGUACGUGUCUAAACUUAAUUACUAGAUGAGGAUUUAGAAAAAAAUCAGGGGAGCUGGAUUGGGCAAUAGGUGGCGAUGUCAGGGG
Molecule: messenger RNA, 4914 nt
Organism: Megalops cyprinoides (Indo-Pacific tarpon)
Lineage: Eukaryota; Metazoa; Chordata; Actinopteri; Elopiformes; Megalopidae
Gene: slc30a9
Product: solute carrier family 30 member 9
Exons: 20
Coding region: 93-1955 (620 amino acids)
Biological process (GO): transmembrane transport; positive regulation of transcription by RNA polymerase II; zinc ion transport
Cellular component (GO): nucleus; membrane
Molecular function (GO): monoatomic cation transmembrane transporter activity
Source: RefSeq, a predicted model, not a curated record